CUUUGUUGUGAGCUCAGGACAGCAGAGUUUGCUGCUCCUCAGCAGCCUUGCAGAGUUUGGGCUGAUCACUAGGAAGGCAGCAGAAAGAGAAACUCGGUUCGAAGUUCACCUGGAGCCUUUGGUCUCCUCCUGUUCCCAGUCUAAGAAGGAGUGGGACAUUCAUCUGUCCUCCGUCGCACUCCAGGGGCUCCCCCAUGAAGGCAACUUGCUGGAUCCUGGCAGGUUUUUACCUGCUUUUCUGCUGCAGGGCAGAAGAGGGACUGAACUUCCCCACUUACGAUGGGAGAGACAGGGUGAUCGACCUGAACGAGAAGAACUACAAACAGGCCCUAAAGAAGUAUGAAAUGCUCUGCCUGCUCUUCCAUGAGCCCGUGAGCUCUGACAAGGUUUCCCAGAAGCAGUUCCAGAUGACAGAGAUGGUCCUGGAGCUGGCAGCUCAGGUCCUGGAGCCCAGGAGCAUUGGCUUUGGGAUGGUGGACUCCAAGAAGGAUGCCAAACUUGCUAAAAAGCUGGGCUUGGUUGAAGAGGGAAGUCUCUAUGUCUUUAAGGAUGAGCGCUUGAUUGAAUUUGAUGGGGAACUGGCCACAGAUGUCUUGGUGGAAUUCCUUUUGGAUCUGCUUGAAGACCCUGUGGAGGUCAUCAACAGCAAGCUGGAGCUCCAGGCCUUUGAUCAAAUCAAUGAUGAAAUCAAACUCAUCGGCUACUUCAAAGGAGAAGAUUCUGAACAUUACAAGGCAUUUGAAGAAGCUGCUGAACACUUCCAGCCAUAUGUCAAGUUCUUUGCCACCUUUGACAAAGGGGUUGCCAAGAAGCUAGGUCUGAAGAUGAAUGAGGUGGACUUCUAUGAACCAUUUAUGGAUGAGCCUGUUCACAUCCCUGAUAAACCUUACUCAGAGGAGGAACUAGUUGAAUUUGUGACGGAGCACAAAAGGGCCACCUUGAGGAAACUGCGCCCAGAGGACAUGUUUGAGACAUGGGAGGACGACAUGGAGGGAAUCCACAUUGUGGCAUUCGCUGAAGAAGACGACCCAGAUGGGUUUGAGUUCCUGGAAGUCCUGAAGCAGGUUGCCAGGGACAACACUGAUAAUCCUGACCUGAGCAUUGUCUGGAUUGACCCUGAUGACUUUCCUCUGCUGAUCACUUACUGGGAGAAGACCUUUAAUAUCGACCUGUACAGACCACAGAUUGGGGUGGUGAACGUCACAGAUGCUGACAGCAUCUGGAUGGAGAUCAGUGAUGACGAUGACCUGCCCACGGCCGAGGAGCUGGAGGACUGGAUAGAGGAUGUGCUUUCUGGGAAGAUAAACACUGAAGAUGAUGACGAUGACGACGACGAUGACGACGACGACGAUGACGAUAAUGAUGACGACGACGACGAUGACGACGAUGACGACGAUGACGACGACGACGAUUAACUGUGACUGUGCAGUUUGACUUGUGGGAGGCUGAGAGCCCCCCCCUUCCCCCGCGGCAGGUCCCUCCAUCGGAAGACCUGUGUUUGAGCGUCAGCAAGCACCGCUGCUCCUCUUCCCCUCUCCUCCCCCCCUCCCCCGUUUCUCUCCCCCCGCCCCUGCCCUCGCCGGGACCCCCCAGCCUGAUUCUCAGUGGUGCUGAGCCCCAGCGGCAGCACCGCUGCCAAUCAUGCCUCCUUAGUAAGGACUAUAGGAAUCUGCAGGGAAUCCGCGCCCAGUGCCCCAGGGCAGGAGAAAAGUGCCUGCCCGCUCGCUGCCAGAGGGACACAGGGAGGCAAUUUGUAUUUCCCGUGCUCAUCGGCCCAGCACUUAACAUCCAAAGACCAAAUCUCACCUCAAGACAUAGGGAAGGCCACUGUAAAACUUCAGUCCUUUUAUUAAACACGAUGCCCUUUGCAGCUACUCUGCCGAGACCACUCCAUCCUGCGAGUUGUGCUGUGGGAAGUCUGUGACUACUCAUUAGCAUGCUAGGAGCAGCAGAAAGCUUGGGGAGGGGAGGAAGGUUUUAAGGAUGCUAUUUAAGUUUUCAGUGAUUCUGUAUAACAACAGAAUAUUCUUGUCUGGCAGUGCAAUGCAAAACCAAACACCCUGAACCUCUUUCUUCUUGAAAGCUCAGGCCAAAGGUAGGUUAAAUGCAAGUGCUGUGAUAUGGGAUGUCAAAGCUUGGGAGUACCUGAACUGAUGGAAAGGCUGAUCCAGGUCUGAGCACAAAUUAUUGAGGCUGAGGAUCACAGCAUUGAGCCAGACAAUUUGUCUCAGCCCCAAAGAAACACCAGAGCAGACCAUAGGCCAGUUCCAAACAUCUGCAGCCAAGUCUGGGCUGGAACAGAAUUGAAGGUGGUGCAUGUGAGAUAAACAGCAUACUCCUUCCUGCCAGUGGAAAUUUUCAGUCUACCUUGAGGCACUCCAAUUUCCCAUAACCUUCCAGAUUUAGAUGACUUUUAAUCCAAAGCCUACCCAGCAUCUUCUCCCAUGACCAAGACAUUGGGAGAGAGAACAGCCAUCCAACCAUAGUAGAUGCUGGAAAAUGAGAAUUGGGCAAUGAGCAGUGAAAGGAUUCAAGCUGUUUGUCUUUUAAAUGUUCAGUUGCACAGUUACUCCCUCCUUAGAGACUGGGAUGUCCCAUGGUAGCCCACAAGAAGCCUCUUUUGACUGCAGACUGAGGAGGAGCUCAGCACACCAGUUGGCAGUCAAGAGGGUCACUCACAAAUCCAAGACUCAGCAGCAAUUCAGUCCUGGUGAGCGCAGCACCAUCCGUGUGCAGGUCACUGUGACAGUGUUAGGUGUCCCUGCUUCCCCAUGCUGGCAGAUUUUAAUUGUCUUAGCUUCUUAGGUUUGACAAUAGUGCAAUGAAUGGAGAGUUUGGAAAUGUUUUUAUCCUUAUAAAUUUAUAAAUAUGUUCUCCAGUCGUUCAGACUUGUUAGCAUAGGCAGGGUACACAUAUCCUUUCUUGCUACAGACAAAAAAAACAUUGUUCUGACCUUUCUUGUACUGGCUUACGUCAGAGGUAAGUGAUGUUAGGGGAAAUAACCGUGCAAGGGACAGUAGAAUUUGAGGUUGUUACACAAAUGUGAAUCAGUCUGAUGAGAAACAAGGUUUACACAUGAUAUAUUUCCUUUAUCAGAUGAACUGCAAAGCCAGAUUUUAUAGACUUCUUUUUUUUUUCCUGCCUGUUGAUCAGUCUCUUUGACUCUCUAUCUAUGUUAGCUGAAAUAGAAAUUUGAAACUACUGGUACAAAAAAGCUGAAGUACUGGUAUAUUCCUACAUGUGCCAUAUCCUCUUGGUGGUAAGUGCCAACAUGAACAAUACACAGCUGGAUAUCUCUGUAUCUUUAUGUA
Molecule: messenger RNA, 3311 nt
Organism: Calypte anna (Anna's hummingbird)
Lineage: Eukaryota; Metazoa; Chordata; Aves; Apodiformes; Trochilidae
Gene: CASQ2
Product: calsequestrin 2
Exons: 11
Coding region: 195-1415 (406 amino acids)
Biological process (GO): regulation of cardiac muscle contraction by regulation of the release of sequestered calcium ion
Cellular component (GO): sarcoplasmic reticulum lumen
Molecular function (GO): calcium ion binding
Source: RefSeq, a predicted model, not a curated record